This is a messenger RNA of Marchantia polymorpha subsp. ruderalis, 1727 nucleotides long. The record is from the annotation of a GenBank genome assembly. Lineage: Eukaryota; Viridiplantae; Streptophyta; Marchantiopsida; Marchantiales; Marchantiaceae.
GGAAGGCAGCACGAGGACGAGGACGAGGAAGGCGGGAAAGUGUGGUCUCGUACAAACGCUUGCCGUGGAUGUGAGACGACGGUUCGUCGUUUCUGAUUGUUCUCGUCCUAGCUCGACCUUUGCGAGCCUGUUGUCCGCGUCGAAUAACUCAGAGAAUUUGACGGAUUUCUAAAUUGUGAGUUUCUCCGAGUCCUCGCCUUUGGAUUGGAUUUCCCCGCAUUGCCUUUGCAUUUUCUCUGCAUCGGUCGGAAUUCUAAAUUCUUAGAAGCUCCAGUCCCGAGUGAGUUCCAAAGCGACGAUGAUGGCCAUGGCUCCUAUGCAGCAAAGUUCUCAGCAAUGGGUCGAGAAAUACCGUCCCAAACAGGUCAAAGAUGUUGCCUACCAGGAUGAAGUCGUUCGAACUCUGACGAACACUCUGGAGACCGGAAAUCUUCCUCACUUACUCUUCUAUGGACCACCUGGAACUGGCAAAACCUCCACUGCUCUCGCACUCGCGCACCAAUUAUUCGGGCCAGUGCUGUACAAAGCACGUGUUCUGGAGCUGAAUGCGAGUGAUGACCGAGGCAUAAAUGUUGUUCGCACCAAAAUCAAGGACUUCGCUGCAAUAGCAGUGGGGAAUUCUAAUGCUGCAGGUGACUAUCCGUGCCCUCCUUUCAAGAUUAUCAUUCUGGAUGAGGCGGAUUCAAUGACUGAGGAUGCUCAGAACGCGCUGCGAAGAACAAUGGAGACCUACUCCAAAGUGACGCGCUUUUGCUUCAUCUGCAACUACGUGAGCAGGAUCAUAGAACCGCUGGCAUCACGUUGUGCAAAAUAUAGAUUUAAACCUCUCAAUGAAGAAAUUAUGACAACUCGCAUCAAGUUUGUCUGUCAAGAAGAAGGGAUCCAACUCAACUCUGAGGCAUUAUCAACUCUCAGCAAAGUCUCUGGAGGGGAUCUUCGACGAGCAAUUACUUGCUUGCAGAGCGCUGCACGACUCUACGGAUCUUCAAUCUCAAGCGAUAAUAUCAUCAGUGUUUCCGGGGUCGUUCCCGACGAAAUAUUGGAUUCGCUUCUGGUUGCGUGCAAGAGUGGCCAGUUCGACAAGGCCCAAGGUGUUGUAACGAAUAUUAUCGCGGAGGGGCACCCAGCGUCUCAGAUUCUCAGUCAGUUAUUUGACAUUGUGGUGAAAGCCUCUGAUAUCACUGAUGAACAGAAGGCACGAAUAUUAGAGAGAAUCGCCGAAACCGACAAGGCAUUAAUUGAUGGAGCUGAUGAGUUUCUGCAACUUCUGGACGUGUCGAGUAACACUCUGGGAGCUUUUUGUAACUUAGCGCGAGAAACCUCAGCCUUCUAGUGUAUAUUCUCCCGACUGGCACGGACUAGCGGGUAGACUUGUAAAUUACAUCCGUCCUUAGUGCACGAACUGAAGUUCAUCAUCUCCACGAUAUAUGUUAUGUUUUAGGGGUCAGCUUUUGAAUGGUUUAAAAUUAAUCCUUCGAUCAUUUCUCUGUUUAAAGAAGGGGAGACGACAACUGGUAGAGGGAUUUGCGUAUUACCAAAAUAGAAGAUGGAAGUAUCAGUGCUUGACCACGUUCUACGCGACGUACCAACUGUCCUUUACACUCUUCAAUAGAUUCUAAAUUCGACUAGAUGAAAAUGGACAUUGUUUGCAAGGCCUUUGAGCCAGAAGAGAUACUACGUUGCAUACUUCAUGAGCUCGGAGUGGACUCCACGAUUUAUUGAUGCUU